Molecule: messenger RNA, 1028 nt
Organism: Peromyscus leucopus (white-footed mouse)
Lineage: Eukaryota; Metazoa; Chordata; Mammalia; Rodentia; Cricetidae
Product: radixin-like
Exons: 1
Coding region: 54-1028 (324 amino acids)
Biological process (GO): positive regulation of early endosome to late endosome transport; positive regulation of protein localization to early endosome; regulation of organelle assembly
Cellular component (GO): plasma membrane; apical part of cell; cytoskeleton
Molecular function (GO): cell adhesion molecule binding; actin binding
Source: RefSeq, a predicted model, not a curated record
UAGUUUAUAGAAGUGAAGAGUUCCUAAAGAAGAUAACAAACAAGAGAAGGAAAAUGCCGAAACCAAUCAAUGUACGAGUAACUACGAUGGAUGCUGAGCUAGAAUUUGCCAUUCAGCCCAAUACAACUGGCAAACAACUUUUUGACCAGGUUGUAAAAACAGUUGGUUUACGUGAGGUCUGGUUUUUUGGGCUGCAGUAUGUAGACAGCAAAGGAUAUUCUACGUGGCUAAAACUGAAUAAAAAGGUGACACAGCAAGAUGUUAAAAAAGAAAAUCCUUUACAAUUCAAGUUUAGAGCUAAAUUCUUUCCUGAAGAUGUGUCUGAGGAAUUGAUUCAAGAAAUAACACAGAGACUUUUCUUCUUGCAAGUUAAAGAAGCCAUCUUAAAUGAUGAAAUAUAUUGCCCACCAGAAACUGCAGUUCUUUUGGCUUCAUAUGCUGUCCAAGCCAAGUAUGGAGAUUAUAAUAAAGAGAUUCACAAACCAGGAUACCUGGCUAAUGACAGACUCCUACCACAGCGUGUUUUGGAACAACACAAACUGACCAAAGAGCAGUGGGAGGAGCGGAUCCAGAACUGGCACGAAGAGCACAGAGGGAUGCUGAGGGAGGAUUCGAUGAUGGAGUACCUGAAGAUUGCUCAAGAUCUAGAAAUGUAUGGCGUCAACUAUUUUGAAAUCAAGAAUAAGAAGGGCACUGAAUUGUGGCUGGGUGUUGAUGCUUUGGGUCUGAAUAUUUAUGAACAUGACGACAAGUUAACACCUAAAAUUGGUUUUCCCUGGAGUGAAAUCCGAAAUAUUUCAUUUAAUGACAAAAAAUUUGUUAUAAAGCCAAUUGACAAAAAGGCACCUGAUUUUGUUUUCUAUGCUCCUCGUCUGAGAAUCAAUAAGCGGAUUUUGGCCUUAUGCAUGGGAAACCAUGAACUGUACAUGAGAAGGAGAAAGCCUGAUACUAUUGAAGUACAGCAGAUGAAGGCUCAGGCCCGGGAGGAAGAAAAUUUAAGAAAAAAUAAAAAAAAAAAAAGAAGAUAA